This is a messenger RNA of Liolophura sinensis, 641 nucleotides long. Its product is annotated as large ribosomal subunit protein uL6-like. Lineage: Eukaryota; Metazoa; Mollusca; Polyplacophora; Chitonida; Chitonidae. The record is from RefSeq and is a predicted model, not a curated record. The transcript is spliced from 5 exons. The coding region runs from base 30 to 596 and encodes 188 amino acids. Gene Ontology annotation, molecular function: structural constituent of ribosome; rRNA binding. Gene Ontology annotation, cellular component: cytosolic large ribosomal subunit; ribosome. Gene Ontology annotation, biological process: cytoplasmic translation.
UCUUUUCCGGUGGCCAUUCACUCAUAGUUAUGAAGACCAUUGAGGCCAAUCAGAUUGUGAAGAUCCCUGAGGGCAUUGACAUCCGUGUCAAUGCCCGUAAGGUGACCGUCAAGGGCCCCCGGGGCUCGCUGACCCGUGACUUUGGCCACCUGGCAGUGGUCAUUAAGAAGAUGGGCAAGCGCUCUAUCAAAGUGGAGAAGUGGUUCGGCAAGAGGAAAGAGCUGGCCGCUGUGCGCACAGUCUGUAGCCACAUUGAGAACAUGAUCAAGGGCGUCAAAAAGGGUUUCCUUUACAAGAUGAGGUCUGUGUAUGCCCAUUUCCCCAUCAACAUUGCCAUCCUAAACAACAACCGCACUGUGGAAGUGCGUAACUUCUUGGGAGAGCGAUUUACGAGGACCGUGGACAUGUUGCCGGGGGUGACGUUCAAGGCGUCCGGCCAGCAGAAGGACGAGUAUGUUCUGGAGGGUAAUGAUAUUGAGCUGGUGUCACGGUCAGCUGCACUCAUUCAACAGUCCGCUCUGGUGAAGAGGAAAGAUAUCCGAAAGUUUUUGGACGGUAUCUAUGUGUCCGAGAGAACGACUGUGGAGGAGGAUUGAGCUCCCUUGACGCGUGUAUUAAUGCAGUAAAUGAUGUCCCCAGCA